AGGAUUAGUUGUUGUUUGUUUGUUGUAGGUUUUAUUUCGUGUAAAAAUGAAUUCUUCGUAAUUUUGCACGUCGUCAUCAUGUUAGUCAUUUGAUUGUUGUUGAAAAGAAGUUGUUGAAUCGUUGAUUGUGCGAAUUAGAGAAACAAAUUUUUUGCAAAUUUGGCAAAAUUUUGUUAAAGGUUGGAUAAGCGUUUUGGUGAAAAUAAAUAAGGUGAUGGGAGACUUUGGGGGGAUGAAUGCCCAAGGGGCCCCAACCAGUGCGGAUGCUUGCUUAUCUAUCGUCCACUCUUUGAUGUGUCAUCGUCAAGGGGGCGAGUCGGAAAGUUUUGCGAAAAGAGCGAUCGAAAGUUUGGUCAAGAAAUUAAAGGAAAAACGCGACGAAUUGGACAGUUUGAUUGCUGCCAUUACAACAAAUGGUGCCCAGCCGAGUAAAUGUGUCACAAUUCAGAGAACGUUGGACGGUCGGUUGCAGGUCGCUGGCCGGAAAGGAUUUCCACACGUUAUCUACGCCCGAAUCUGGCGAUGGCCGGACCUUCACAAAAAUGAGUUGAAACACGUGAAAUAUUGUCAAUUUGCGUUUGACCUCAAGUGUGAUUCCGUCUGUGUUAAUCCUUAUCAUUACGAGAGGGUCGUCUCUCCAGGAAUUGACUCGUCAUUGUCAAGAGAUCACUUUGGCUCGUUCGAUACGACAUGCAAAAACCUCUCCGGUUUAAGCAUCCAAUCGCCCGGUGGGAGCACCCGGAUUAAAGAUGAAUACUCCGCUGGAGGAAGUGGCGGUCCUUCCUCUGUCGAAUCUAUGAUGGACCGUGGCGGUCGUCAGCCCAUCAGUCUAAACGUGAACACCAGCAGUGGGGGUGGGAUCGCGUCGGUCGCCUCAUCAGAUUCAGGACUCAUGUCGCCGGGAGGUCCGUCGACGUCGUCGUCCAUCUCGAAUAAUAAUAUUCAAGGCGCAAGUAGCUCUUCGAUACAGUCGCCGACCGUGCAACAUCAUCCGCCUCAACCGCCGGGGCCUACAUAUGCCUCACAACGAGGUCCAGGACCCGGGGUGCAUGCCGGACUUUCUGUCCAGGUGGGAGGAGAUUCUUCUGGAGGUGGUACUUCGGUCGUAGGUUUGGUUGGGAUUGGGGCGACGUCCCCGCUCGUGGGGGGUCCAAUUCAAAACACGCCAAGUGGUCCGGUCGGGUCGAUUAUUGGACAGGAUGGGAACGGAUUCUUUUCUGGGGGAGGUCGUUCCCAGUACAAUCAAGGAGUCGAAUUUGGAAAUUCUGGCGUCGUCCCCGUCGUGCCAUCCGCCUCGACGAGUCACUCAUCCUCUACUUCCACUGGGAUCGCGGUAACUACCGUGACGAACAAUUCAGCUGGGAACAGUACCUAUAAUUCUCCCUCGUCCUGGAGUGGGGGCGGUCCUACGAGCACGUUACAGUACACGCAGACCAUGCAGCAACCCAUGUCUGAUAUUCGGACUCAUCCCGGAUACCCCCUCCAUCAACAACAAAUAUAUCACGACGAUAACAUAAGAAGUGGCGGACCAAUGUUGUCGGCCCAACCGCAGCCAGAAUUUUGGUGUUCGAUUGCAUAUUUUGAGCUGGAUACGCAGGUUGGAGAAACGUUUAAAGUCCCAUCGAGCUUGCCAAGUGUUACGAUUGACGGAUAUGUCGAUCCUUCUGGCGGAAAUAGAUUUUGUCUCGGCGCACUGAGCAAUGUGCAUCGAACAGAGCAGAGCGAAAAAGCGAGACUGCACAUCGGAAAAGGGGCACAACUCGAGUUGAAAGGGGAAGGUGACGUCUGGCUGCGCUGCAUGUCUGACCACUCCGUCUUCGUGCAGAGUUAUUACCUCGACCGUGAAGCGGGGCGCGCUCCGGGCGAUGCUGUCCAUAAAGUUUAUCCCUCCGCGUACAUCAAAGUAUUCGACCUUCGCCAGUGCCAUCGCCAAAUGCAGCAGCAGGCCCAAACAGCGCAAGCAGCUGCACAGGCACAAGCCGCCGCCGUGGCUGGACAUAUACCAGGGCAUGGUGCAGUUGGAGGGAUCGCGCCAGGAAUUGCGAUGAGUCUCACGGCCGCUGCGGGAAUCGGGGUCGACGACUUGAGGCGAUUAUGCAUCCUACGUCUAAGUUUUGUCAAAGGUUGGGGGCCCGACUAUCCGAGACAGUCGAUUAAGGAGACGCCCUGCUGGAUUGAGGUUCACCUACAUCGCGCAUUGCAACUAUUGGACGAAGUUUUACACACGAUGCCAAUCGAUGGACCGCGAAGUGACUAGGAAAAAGAAAGAAGCGAAAAUGUAUUUAUUUGCGUUGGACAAUUUAUAUGAAUCAAAUUAUUAUGAACUAAUCCUAGAAGAAUCGUCGUCUUAAUUAUCGUCUUUAAUCAAUUAAAUUUAAGAUACUUUAUUUUUUCUAUUCUCACCAAACCACCAAUCAACCAAAAGUGAAAGUAUUUGUUUGUUUUUCUGCUAUCUUGAAUCAUCAGUAAAUCAACGUGUUUUAUGCCGGAUUUGAUAUUUAUGAGAAUAUUGGAUAAAAAACUUUGUAAUAAAAAUAGUUACGUAUGAACGCCACGUUGUGGGUGAAGUGGUUUGGUUUGGUUCCUUUAAAACUGUAUUAAUUUAUAAUUUUUCAACAAGUGACGAUAGAGCAGCAAGAGGAGGGCAAUAUUAUCUUUUUUAUACUUUGGAUUUCUCACGAUCAAACUAAAAAUAAUUAUUACAGAUUUUUUAUGAAAUUAUUAAUCAUAAUACUGGAUUAAUACGUUGUUAUUGUUAAUAAUAGAAGAGCGAGCAAUGUGAUGGAUGAGAUUAAAAAUAUAUAUUCAAGGAAUAAAGAAUGAUUGGUGAUGCA
Molecule: messenger RNA, 2834 nt
Organism: Folsomia candida
Lineage: Eukaryota; Metazoa; Arthropoda; Collembola; Entomobryomorpha; Isotomidae
Gene: Med
Product: mothers against decapentaplegic homolog 4
Exons: 14
Coding region: 215-2257 (680 amino acids)
Biological process (GO): transforming growth factor beta receptor signaling pathway; cell differentiation; BMP signaling pathway
Cellular component (GO): heteromeric SMAD protein complex
Molecular function (GO): DNA-binding transcription factor activity, RNA polymerase II-specific; I-SMAD binding; RNA polymerase II cis-regulatory region sequence-specific DNA binding
Source: RefSeq, a predicted model, not a curated record